Messenger RNA from Suillus subalutaceus, 321 nucleotides. RefSeq lists its product as uncharacterized. The transcript has 3 exons. The coding region runs from base 1 to 321 and encodes 106 amino acids. The record is from RefSeq and is a predicted model, not a curated record. Lineage: Eukaryota; Fungi; Basidiomycota; Agaricomycetes; Boletales; Suillaceae.
AUGGCUGUGGCCCGGGUGCGGCCACUAUGCAGAGGAUGCCACGUGCUGGCCGUCAUCUACAGCAGCCUUACGCAUUCCUCCUGCGGGGAUUGUCUAACGCGUGUCCUGGUCGGCUGUGCAGUUGGCCUGGUGAUGCUCUUCGUGAUAUGGGUGGUGUGGGACAUACGCACCGCCUGGUGGCUGUAUCCAAUCACUGUCAGUAUAAGGCGAUGCAUAACCGUCUCUUUGGCAAAAUUCUGCAUCAGUCGACCUUCUCUGGAAGAAGGUGCAUUGAUGCCACUAGACAAUGACUUUGAAGCGGCAGGUGCAGACUCGGACUAA